AAACACUGUGAGGACUGCAAGAAUAUGUACUACAGACUGACUGAUGAGUUUGUAUGUAACAGGUCUUGUCCAAACUGUAACACUCAUGGAAGAAAUCCUAACAGACAUUGCAUGCAGAUUGGAGGAAACUGCAGUUGUAAAGCUAAUGUAGAAGGAACACUCUGUGACAUGUGUAAACAUCUGACAUACAAACUCGGACCAUCAACAGAGGGCUGUACACAGUCAAACUGUAGUUCUGAUGGCAGUGAAUCAUGCAACAAUGAAACCGGAUCCUGCAACUGUUACCCUAAUGUCACUGGCAACACCUGUGACAGGUGCAGUCCCUUACAUUAUAACAUUACGUCUGGCAGAGGAUGUGAGUCAUGUUUGUGCAGCUCCAAAGGAACAGUGAAAAAGAACCUCCAGUGUAAUGUCACAUCUGGAAAGUGUGAUUGCAAAACAAAUGUUACAGGAAGACAGUGUGAUGAAUGCAAGGAUGACUACUGGAAUCUAGAGUCUACCAACGAUGUUGGGUGCACGAAGUGUGUCUGUAACAUGAUUGGCAGCACAAAUUCAACCUGUAACAAGCAGACAGGACAGUGUCCAUGUUGGAACAAUGAUGACAGCAAUACAGAAUGUAACCCCACCUCCACAUCGGUGAUACCAAAGUUUGGUCCACAGGUUGGCGGAACACUGGUUACUGUUUCCGGGCAUCUCCUCAAUGGCAGUUCAAUGUACUUCCCGAAAAUAUAUCUUGAUGGAAACAAUACCUCCAUUAUUAGCAAAUCGGAGACAAGGAUCAUUUUCAAAACAAGUAAGAUGGAUGUUUCAAAAGAAUUGGAUGUUGAGUUAAGAUGGCACCAACAAAGUUAUUUAAUUAAACUGGGAAAAUUUUCCUAUAGGCCUGAUCCAGCUAUUACUCUAGAUACCAUUCCUGCUGUGACAACAUUUGGAAGUGGUGGAUGUAGAGUGACCAUGAAAGGCACUAACCUAGAUAGUGUCUAUCAGCCCAAGGUCAAGGUCUCAACUGGGUCAGAAGUCCACGAGGCUGUGUGUGAAGUUGAAAACAGCGGUGUUAUGAAAUGUCCAACUCCCCGACUAAACACGUCAAGCCCUAAUUCCAGUUUCUCACUAGACUUGGAGCUGGAUGGUGUGAAGUACACCAAUGUAACACAAGUCACAGUGGUGCAUGACCCUCAGCUUAAGGAUGCGAAAAUUGUUGACUUUAAAUAUCCGUUUGAGAAAACAGUAACACUACACGGAGCCCGACUACAAGCAGCAUGCCACGCGGAGGAUGUCACAGUGAUGAUCGGAAAGGGUCAGUGUCGAAACAUAAAACUCUCCGAUACUACCAUCACUUGUGAACCGCCGGCUGAUGCUCCGGGGAAUGGGAACGAAUUUACUAUUCAUGUUAGUAUUGGUUUCUUCAAUCAAAGUGUUGGCAAACUGUACUACAAACCGUGGUGGGAGACUAGGUACUUUGUUUUCAUCGUGGUUGGGAUUGCAGCAUUUCUCAUCCUUGUCUUUGCUAUCCUGAUAGCUAUCUGCUGCUGCGUGUGUCGCAAACGCAGACGCAGGAACAGGAAUCUGAACAACGAAAAUGAAGAAUCUGCCAAGUUCACAGAUGUAGCACUAGAUCCAGGGGCAGAGUUGCUGCCUGUAAGUGAGCCAUCAUCAGCGAGUCGCGGCAGUGAUUCCACGUUUGCCAUUGACAACCCUGCAUACACCAUGGAACCAGCUGCAGUUGAUACCGACAUGGUCAUCAUCACUGAAUCCUUUCUACAUCAGCUUGAGGAAAGUAUUCGAGGAAAUGUUGGGGAAUGCCUUAUUAAUGGAGAUCAGUUCGAGAUAGGAAACAUUUGUAGCCACAAAGGCACCAUAUCAAGAGUGGUGAAUGGAAAUUUUACAUUUUCUGCUGAGAAGAAUCCAAAUGUAAAACUGACAAUAAAAAUGCCUAUAAAAGCUGUGGCAGAUACGGCAAAGUUACCUACAUGGACCUCUUCUGUGCUGAGGGAAGCCCUUCGACUUCGUAAACAUGUCAGUGGUUCCACUCAUAGAAUCUAUGGCAUUGGAUUGGAUAACAAGUACUUUUACCUACUGUAUCCUUACAUGGAGAACAGAACACUCAAAGACCACAUUGUCAAGUCAAGCAAUAAUUUUCAACUUUGCCAGCUGGUAAGGUUUUGUGUCGAUGUUGCAGAAGGGAUGGACUUUUUGGCAAGCAAGGAUAUUGUACAUAAGGAUCUAGCAGCAAGGAACUGUUGGGUUGACAGUAAUCAGACGGUCAUGGUUGGAGAUGGCUCAUUUUCAUAUGACCUGUUUCCAAAAGAGUACAUAUUUGACAAGUUGAAAGACCGGCACAUUCCAGUGAGGUGGAUGGCUCCAGAAAGUCUUCAGUCAGGAUUCUACGACACCAAGUCAGAUGUUUGGUCUUUUGGAAUUGUCAUGUGGGAGGUUCUGACCAGAGGUUUACUCCCAUUCCAAGAAAUACCAGAUGAUCAAGUUAAGAAUUACGUUGUCAAGGGAUACCGACUUGGAAAACCACACCUGGUUUGUGAUGACUUAUUUAUGCUGCUGAACAUGUGCUGGGAUUCAGAAACUGAAGAUCGACCUUCAUUCUCAGCUCUGGCCACAAGGUUUCACAGCAUGCUAGCAGCUCAAAAUGCACACAGUGAUGAUCAUGAUGAUGAUGUGUACAUUAAUACACCUUCACAACCAAACAGCAUCUAUGUUAACUUAGCAGACGCAGGCCUGAGAAAACUACCACCAAGGUCCAAGAAACAGGAGAAUAUAUAUGGAAAUGUUUAGGUGUCACUAAAAUUAAAAUAAAGAAAAUAAGUGCUACUGACUGUUCAGAGUUGGUCAUAAUGGAUAUUACAAUGCUUGAAUUUUAAACAAAAAUUUCUAUUUUUUUGUACCUUUUUAUUUGAAGAUCAUUAAGAUAAGAGCUUAUAGCUACAGUCCUUUAAAUGUUUACAUUUGCUUAUAAUGUACUCGUUUCAUUCAUUUCCAGUACUCUCUUCAACAUGAUGUCAUCCAGAAGUACCCGGUAACCUGUUGUCUUCCAUUUAAACAGAUUCUGUUGAAUCUCUGUACAGUCAUGUCUAACUACAAUGACCAUUACCAUGACAUUUACAUCAUAUAACCAAACAUUUACAGCAACAAAUGUACAGCAAUGUUAUUCUGUUCAUUAUACUGUAAUUCACACCUUCUGACACUGACAGAGCAAAUUAGGAACUUAUUAAUGUAUAUCCAACUUCUGAACUACAUUUCAUAAUUAUAGAUGCUGUAAUGGGUUGAAUGUGGCACUGUGAAUGACCAAAUUUAACAGUAUAUACACACACCACUUCACAUCCUUGAACUUGUUGGGAGCUGACAGUCUCACAUGCCAGUUACCACUGUCUGUUAAAUUCACAGAGGUAUUUCUUUUUAAAAUAUACCUCAGUCAUUCAGUCAGAGGAUUAUUAUGAAUAAUUAGGUCUUCUGCUAUAUGGUGGUUGAUGACCUCCCAGUAUCUUGUGCACUUAUGAACAAAGUGACCCAAAGACAAACAUGGUGGUUGUAAUGAGGUCAGACUGUAUAUCAACCCUACUUACUGGAAUGGAAAUUAAGAGAACAAUCUACAUGUAGUUUAACAUUUUGCUGUACUUAAUUAAUCAAACAAAUGCUUUCUUUUAGAACCACAUUUCAAUUGUGCUGUUUUGUUUUAUAUAUUCCAGAUGUAAUAUUCUAAUAUAUAGGCCUACUUACACACAAUUUUCAUUAAUUUUGUAUAUUUUUAUAAAGAAAAUAAACUGACUUUUUAUAAAUGUAAUUUUCAAACAUUACAAAUAAUGUAUAUUGAUCAUAUAUUUAUGUAGUACCUGUCAUUUAGAAUCUUUAGCUUUUACUAACAAUCCCAUUCUUCAAAAAUGUUUCUUGUAAAUAAUUUCAGUUCGAUUUGACGUAAGAAGAAAAGCAAACAUGUUUUGGUAGUAAUAAAAAAUACUAUUAUUGUGUACAAUUUAAAAAACAAUCUACUCAGAAAUAAAUAAUGUAUAGUAAAUUCCACAGUAUGAAUAAAAAGGCAUUCCCUGUGGGAAGGACUAUAAAUUUGUUUUAAUGUACACUUUUUGACAUUCAGCUCAAGGAUUCGAACCCACAACUUACUGAACUUGCCAACAAGUAAAACGCAUCAUCAAAUGAACAUGCAGCAGAUAAUUUAAGCGAUAUAAACCGGAUACUAGUAACAGUAAUAUUUUCAGAAAUCAGAAAUCAUUGAUUACAUAUUUAUCACAUGUAUCACACAUAUCAGUAUGCCAUCCACUGCUGAGAAUUGACUGACCUAAUCAUUCAGGUUAGGUUUGAAAGGAUCCAGUCGUCUUCACGUAUUGCUUGCCAUGUUAAUCAAGUCUUAGAGAAAUUACUUUGGCAGUUACAUAAUUUUUUUUAAUGAAUACUGGAUUAAGUUGGAAAAUGCACUCAAAAGUGUGGAUUCAUGAUAAAAAUAACACUCUCUCCCCAAUGGAGCUUGUAAAUUAUUUUUUUAGAAAUGCACACAUUCUCGUACAUUCUCCACUACUUAAACUUUAUGUUAAUGUACCUCAGGGAAUUAACAUGUUAACAAUUACAAGUUUUGAUUAUUAUGGGAUUACAUGUACAUGUAGCAUUAACGAUCUUAGCUUCGCUCUAAGACCAUCAGUCAGAAUUACCAAAUGUUUGACAUCCAAUAGCUGAUGAUUAAUAAACUGAUUUAUUAUCCACAUAGUUCAAGAUAUACAGGGAAAUAUAUCCAGUAUGACACACGUGUCAUAAUGAUUUCACACGACCAACAAAUGAUGUAACUUUGGGAAGCAAACAUCAUAACAUAAUGUGGCUUCCCAAUUCUUAUCUCUGUGUAAUCGCUUACCAAAAUGACGUUAUUUCGUCAUCUCCUAGUUACAUUUGAAUCAUUCUGACACAAUCCUGUUAUUCAUAAAAAAUAAUAUUGUGGAUAAUAAAGAAAUUAUUACAUUUGCAUGUGAAUCUUACUGAUUUUACGAAAUUUAUGUCAGGAAUCAAGUAUUACCCUCAAUCUUGCUCAGACAAAAUAAAAAUCCGGACACUCAUUUCGUAAAAUCAGUAUGACACACAAUUUAAUAAUAAUUUCUAUGUACUCUGGUUGUGUCAUCAAACAAAAAAUGUGAACAUUUUCAGUGAAAUUAAGUGUAACUUGUUGGUAUUUUGUACUAUGUGUAUGAAAGAAAUUAUUGUUUAAUAUUAUAGCAUAUUGUUUAAUUCUGAAUGCUUAAAAAUAUGUUUGAGAUAGCAGCACACAAACACACACACACACACAUAAAUCAAAUUAUAAAUCCUCAAACUGUAAUUAUGUGGGCCAAUAUAUUCAGGACUAAUUGUGUUUCUGGACUGCUGGUCCAAUUGUAGUUCUACGCCCCGUUUUAUAGACUUUAAAUUUCUAACUGCUCAAAUAACUCCUGAACUGCAAUAAGUUACUUUGACUAAUUCUGUAGAUCAGAAACCCCCCUUCUUUUGAGGGGAUUUGUGUUACCGUCACUUUUACACUUUUCAGAUGCCAUUUCACAAGGCAGAAUCCUGUUUGUGGAGAAUAUUAGCAUUCAUUUCAUAACUAGCUUCUGUGUAAAUUUGCUGAACUGUAAAUAUUAUACUAGUUAAUCAAUAUUUAUACAAAUUGAAGUAGUUUAUAUUGACAAAUGUAAAAAAAAUGUUUGUAUUUGUGUGCGAGUGAUCUGUAUUGUUGUCAACUAAUACUGUAUUUAUUACUAUAUAAAUGAUACAAUGUGCCAUAGUCCAGAUACAUGUACAUGUAGUAUUUCCCAACCCGAGUGGUACUCGUGAAGGGUGCUUGCAAGGUUCAAAACAAGUAUGUAGAGGUGCUUUUCUUCUUUGUUUUUCAGAGGUUAAUAAAAGCAGGUAUUAUUUAAAAGAAAAAAAUGCAUUUAAUGUUGUAUUUAUGUUAAAAAAUGAUAUGGUAAAUCGACCAUUGAAAUGAAGGGAGCGGGCAAUGGGCUGUUACUGUUCAUCAAAUGGGUAGUCUGGCUUAACAUGUUGUGAAACUCUGAUCUAGAUUCUUGAUGUGUUGUUUUUAUACUUUGUUCUUCAGGAAAUACAGUGAAAUUACA
Gigantopelta aegis is the source of this 6098-nucleotide messenger RNA. Its product is annotated as hepatocyte growth factor receptor-like. Gene Ontology annotation, cellular component: signaling receptor complex. The coding region runs from base 25 to 2787 and encodes 920 amino acids. Lineage: Eukaryota; Metazoa; Mollusca; Gastropoda; Neomphalida; Peltospiridae. The transcript has 16 exons. The record is from RefSeq and is a predicted model, not a curated record. Gene Ontology annotation, molecular function: transmembrane receptor protein tyrosine kinase activity; ATP binding. Gene Ontology annotation, biological process: multicellular organism development; protein phosphorylation; cell surface receptor protein tyrosine kinase signaling pathway.